AUGAAAAAAGCAGCAGCGCAGCAGCAGCAGGGGGCCCCCCAGGGCCCCAGGAACACCAGAGGGGCCUAUUCUGGAGAGUCUCGACCCUCCGAAGGCUUCAAAAUCGACAGAGGCCAGCAGUACCUCAUGCGUUCUGGCUUUGCUCCCUCAACGGCCCCCAUAGGCUCCACCGUGGCCGGCCAACCCGAAGGGGAGUUAGAAAGCUUCCUGGAAGGAGUGGGGGAGGACUUGGUGGGACUCAGCGUGGAGGGCUUUCGGCCUGUGGGGCCGGGGGCCCUUUGGGGGCGUUCUGUGGCUUUGCUGUUUUCCGCGGGAACUCAUCCCAAGUGUUCUUCUUUUAUUCCUUUUCUCGCGCAAGUCCGCCAAGCAGCAGCAGCAGCAGCAGCAGCAGCAGCAGCAGCAGCAGCAGCAGCAGCGUGCAGUUUAACCCUCAAGCAGCCUAGCUGCCCUCUAAACCGUACUUGCUGCUGUCGAUAA
Messenger RNA from Eimeria necatrix, 477 nucleotides. RefSeq lists its product as hypothetical. The transcript is spliced from 2 exons. The record is from RefSeq and is a predicted model, not a curated record. Bases 1 to 477 code for a protein of 158 amino acids. Lineage: Eukaryota; Apicomplexa; Conoidasida; Eucoccidiorida; Eimeriidae.